Molecule: messenger RNA, 354 nt
Organism: Entrophospora sp. SA101
Lineage: Eukaryota; Fungi; Glomeromycota; Glomeromycetes; Entrophosporales; Entrophosporaceae
Source: the annotation of a GenBank genome assembly
AUGAUUUUAUGGGAUGUGGAAACUGGUGAAAAGAGACAUACACAUAAAAUAAUUGGUAAACCUUACAUUGUAAAAAAUUUAUCAUGCAAUAGUCAUUUGAUUGGAGUGGGCAAUAAAAGCGAUAAUCAUUUGACAUUAUACUAUGUUACUCCAACCGGAUUUGUUGAUUCCAGAUUUUCAAUAAACAAUCAUAAUAGUAGUGUUUAUGCAUUAGCUUCAAAUCAAAUUCUACCAAAUACUUUUGUUUCUGGAUGUUAUGAUGGAUUAACACGUCUCUUUGACACUAGAAGUAUGGAAUGCAUAGCAUCAUAUAGAGAUCCUUAUGAUCUCUCACCUGAUUUUUGUGCAACCUGA